Molecule: messenger RNA, 1783 nt
Organism: Ochlerotatus camptorhynchus
Lineage: Eukaryota; Metazoa; Arthropoda; Insecta; Diptera; Culicidae
Product: cysteine desulfurase-like
Exons: 1
Coding region: 266-886 (206 amino acids)
Biological process (GO): iron-sulfur cluster assembly
Cellular component (GO): mitochondrion; nucleus; cytosol
Molecular function (GO): cysteine desulfurase activity
Source: RefSeq, a predicted model, not a curated record
UCACCGCCAGGUUCGCUAGUAUUUUUGAUUUGAAUUAAUUCAAGUUGGUUUUGUGUGCAAUGAUCUGGCAACUCGCGUUCUCACUCGCGUUGACGGGGUGCUGUUUUCUCACUCAUCGAAGGAAAUUUUGAUUAGAGUGAGAAAGUAAGGAACAGUCAGCGCGGGAACCGUGUGCGGUACUAUAGGUGCGGCAGAAAGAAUGUAGUCGACUCCUUCGUUCUCACGGUGUUCUUACGCAUGAUCCAACGUUACGUCACACUAGAUUAUGCAUAAGAACGUCGUGAGCAAAGUUUGUAUGUUUGGGAGCCUCUUGCAUUCAACUCGCAUUCGUCCUCGAGUUCGUGUGGAAGCCAUUCAGAGCGGAGGUGGCCAGGAGCGUGGCAUUCGAAGUGGAACCGUUCCGACUCCACUGGUCGUUGGAUUGGGGGAAGCCUGUGAAAUCGCUAGCCGUGAAAUGGAGUACGAUCACAAAUGGAUGGAGUUCCUCUCGAAACGCCUGAUGGACCAAAUCUUCGCAUCGCUACCGAAAGUCAUCCGCAAUGGCGAUCCAGUUCAUUCUUAUCCCGGAUGUAUCAAUCUGUCGUUUGCAUACGUUGAGGGUGAAUCGCUGUUGAUGGCGCUGAAAGACGUUGCCCUCUCGAGUGGGUCGGCUUGCACUUCGGCUUCACUAGAACCGUCGUAUGUGCUGCGUGCGAUUGGUGCCGACGAAGAUCUGGCUCACAGCUCGAUUCGCUUUGGCAUCGGACGGUUUACCACCAUCGAGGAAAUCGACUACAUAGCUGAAAAGUGCAUCAAGCACGUGACUCGACUCCGAGAGAUGUCCCCGCUGUGGGAGAUGGUCCAGGAAGGUAUCGACAUCAAGUCGAUCCAGUGGUCGCAGCAUUAGAGCGGACGGGUCGGGGCAUAUUUUAAAGAGAGAUUUGAUUUUGUAUGUUCUGCUGUGUAUGGUUGAAUUCAGUGAGGGUUUUUUUUUAAUUGUUAAUCAUUGAUUGUGUUAUUAACACAUCCACUUUUGGUAGUAAGUAGGUAUUGAGACGAGAGAAAAAUAAUGUAUAGCUUUGCUACAUAUGCUAUUAGAGACAGCAAUAAAUCUUAAGACAGUGAAAUCAUUGUGAGUAUUUCAUCAUUCACUUGGCGAAAAAACUUCCUAUCAGCGAUUGUUUGAAAUAGUAUAAACUUUGUUAGUUCCCGUCAAGGACGGCGUUGUUACGACUACGCUAAAUUCGCAAAUCUGAGGUAUUCGUGGACUGCCAUCUCAGAUUUGCUUUGGCGCGGAUUAGUUCCACUUAGGGUUAAUUCAACUAAGUUUCGAUUCUAAUUAUUUGAAGACUCCAGGAAAAUCUACGUUUAGAAAGACCUUCUAUUAUUUAAUAAAGAAGUAAAGCAGUAAAGUUAUUAAUAGUUGGUUGGGCAAGCUAAAAUAUCAUUUAAAAAAAUGUGUUCAAUGUCGAUAAGCUUUCCGCAAAAUCCGCACUUCAAAAGCUAUAAAACCGCACAAAAUUUGCGACACUUGUAACAGCCCUGCAGUUGGCUUCGGCGUGCCAGAGAAUACCUAAUCCACCUAACCGGACCUGAAGAAACGGAAAGGAGCGCGACUGGGAUUAGACGGGCUAGCCUUAUGAAGCUCUCUACUGACAUACAAUAUAGCAUGGUUGCAGCAACCUUAUAUUUCACCUAUUUGUCCCUAAAGAUCACUAAUUUACACCCGACACCCUAGGUAGGAUAAUGUCAUCGCAAAUAACAACAAUUCCCGUUGAAUACAUAGUGCGAAAAAUGCUCUUGA